This is a messenger RNA of Neomonachus schauinslandi (Hawaiian monk seal), 3564 nucleotides long. RefSeq names its product alpha glucosidase (gene GAA). Lineage: Eukaryota; Metazoa; Chordata; Mammalia; Carnivora; Phocidae. Gene Ontology annotation, biological process: lysosome organization; glycogen catabolic process. The record is from RefSeq and is a predicted model, not a curated record. Gene Ontology annotation, cellular component: lysosomal membrane. The transcript has 20 exons. Gene Ontology annotation, molecular function: alpha-1,4-glucosidase activity; carbohydrate binding. Bases 112 to 2970 code for a protein of 952 amino acids.
AGGCGGGCUGGGUGCGCGUGCGCGGAGGUGAGCGGGCGGGGCCCAGGCUGGGCGAGCGUGCGCGGAGCAGGCCUCCAGGACCCAGCCGGCUGCCAGCUGGUGCCAGUGACCAUGGACGUGAGGUGGCCUCCCAGCUCCCGCCCCCUGCUGGGAGUCUGCACCUUUGUCUGCCUGGCCAGCGCCGCCUUCCUGGGGCACGUCCUUCUCCAUGAUUUCUUGGUGGUCCCCCAAGAGCAGCGUGGUGUCUCCCAAGUACCUGAGGAGCUUUAUCGUGCUUGCCAGCAGGGAGCCAGUGACCCAGGCCCCCAGCCCACCCCAGGGCACCACGGCAGUCCCCGAGCAGCACCCACACAGUGUGAUGUGCCCCCCAACAGCCGCUUCGACUGUGCCCCCGACAAGGCCAUCACCCAGGAGCAGUGUGAGGCCCGGGGCUGCUGCUACCGGCCUGCAAGGCAGUGGCCUCAGAUCCCCCGGAUGGGGCAGCCCUGGUGCUUCUUCCCACCCAGCUACCCGAGUUACAAGCUGGAGAACCUGACCACCACGGAGACAGGCUACACGGCCACCCUGACCCGCAACACCCCAACCUUCUUCCCCAAGGACAUCUUGACCUUACGGCUGGACAUGCUGCUAGAGACGGAGAGCCGGCUUCACUUCACGAUCAAGGAUCCCGCCAACAGGCGCUACGAGGUGCCCCUGGAGACCCCGCAUGUCCACAGCCGGGCCUCGUCCACACUCUAUAGCGUGGAGUUCCAGGAGGAGCCUUUCGGGGUGGUCGUGCGCCGGAAGCUGGACGGCCGGGUGCUGCUGAACACGACAGUGGCCCCCCUGUUCUUCACCGACCAGUUUCUGCAGCUGUCCACCUCCCUGCCAUCCCAGCAAAUCACAGGCCUUGCCGAGCAUCUCGGCUCCCUGAUGCUCAGCACCAACUGGACCAAGAUCACCCUCUGGAACCGGGACAUCGCCCCCUCGCCCAACGUGAACCUGUAUGGAUCGCACCCUUUCUACCUGGUGCUGGAGGACGGCGGGUCAGCUCACGGGGUCUUCCUGCUGAACAGCAAUGCCAUGGAUGUGGUCCUGCAGCCGAGCCCGGCCCUCAGCUGGAGGUCGACAGGUGGGAUCCUGGAUGUGUACAUCUUCCUGGGCCCUGAGCCCAAGAGCGUGGUGCAGCAAUACCUGGAAGUCGUGGGCUACCCGUUCAUGCCGCCGUACUGGGGCCUGGGCUUCCACCUCUGCCGCUGGGGCUACCCCUCCACCACCAUCACCCGCCAGGUGGUAGAGAACAUGACCAGGGCCCGCUUCCCGCUGGACACGCAGUGGAAUGACCUAGACUACAUGGACGCCAGGAGGGACUUCACCUUCAACAAGGACGGUUUCAGGGACUUGCCGGCCAUGGUGCAGGAGCUCCACCAGGACGGCCGGCGGUACGUGAUGAUCGUGGACCCUGCCAUCAGCAGCUCCAGCCCCCCCGGCAGCUACCGACCCUACGACGAGGGUCUGCGGAGGAGGGUUUUCAUCACCAAUGAGACUGGGCAGCCUCUGAUUGGGAAGGUGUGGCCCGGACUCACUGCCUUCCCCGACUUCACCAGCCCCGAGGCCCUGGACUGGUGGCAGGACAUGGUGUCUGAGUUCCAUGCCCAGGUGCCCUUCGACGGCAUGUGGAUCGACAUGAACGAGCCCUCCAAUUUUGUAAAGGGCUCUGUGGACGGCUGCCCUGACAAUGACCUGGAGAAUCCGCCCUACGUACCAGGGGUGGUUGGCGGGACGCUGCGGGCCGCCACCCUCUGUGCCUCCAGCCGCCAGUUCCUCUCCACGCACUAUGACCUGCACAACCUCUACGGCCUGACGGAAGCCCUCGCCUCCCACAGGGCCCUCGUGAGGGCUCGGGGGACGCGCCCCUUUGUGAUCUCCCGCUCGACCUUCGCCGGCCACGGCCGGUACGCCGGCCACUGGACAGGGGAUGUGUGGAGCAGCUGGGAGCAGCUCUCGUACUCCGUGCCAGAAAUCCUGCUGUUCAAUCUGCUGGGGGUGCCGCUGGUCGGGGCCGACAUCUGUGGCUUCCUGGGCAGCACCUCGGAGGAGCUGUGUGUGCGCUGGACCCAGCUGGGGGCCUUCUACCCGUUCAUGCGGAAUCACAACGACCUCAACAGCCUGCCUCAGGAGCCGUACAGGUUCAGCGAGACGGCGCAAGAAGCCAUGCGGAAGGCCCUCGCCCUGCGCUACGCCUUGCUGCCCUACCUGUACUUGCUGUUCCACCGGGCCCACGUCCUGGGCGAGACCGUGGCCCGGCCCCUCUUCCUGGAGUUCCCCGAGGACCCCCACACCUGGACGGUGGACCACCAGCUCCUGUGGGGGGCGGCUCUGCUCAUUACCCCCGUGCUUGAGGCUGGGAAGGUCCAAGUGACUGGCUACUUCCCCCCUGGCACGUGGUACAACCUGCAGACGGUGCCAGGAGAGGCCUUCAGCAGCCUCCCACCUCCACCUCGGGCUCCCCUCACGUCUGCCAUCCACAGCAAGGGGCAGUGGGUGACCCUGCCGGCCCCAAUGGACACCAUCAACCUCCACCUCCGGGCUGGGCACAUCAUCCCCCUGCAGGGCCCUGGCCUCACAACCACGGAGUCCCGGAAGCAGCCCAUGGCCCUGCUCGCAGCCCUGACCGCAAACGGGGAGGCCCAAGGGGAGCUAUUCUGGGAUGACGGGGAGAGCCUGGGGGUGCUGGAGCGCGGAGACUACACGAAGGUCAUCUUCCUGGCCAGGAAUAACACCAUCGUGAACGAGCUGGUGCGUGUGACCAGCGAGGGCGCCAGCCUGCAGCUGAGGAAGGUGACCAUCCUGGGGGUGGCUGUGGCCCCCAGCCAGGUCCUCUCCAAUGGCGUCCCUGUCUCCAACUUCACCUACAGCCCUGACACCAAGACCCUGGACGUCCCUGUCUCACUGACGAUGGGAGAGCAGUUUCUCAUCAGUUGGUCGUAACCCGGGGCCAGUGGUGCGUUGAUCCUUUACAGGAGGAGACGGAUCUCACCGUGGCCCCAGCACCUGUGAACCCUUGGUCAGGAUGUGACGGAUGGGCCUCGGGCAGAAGCCCGUGCCCCGUGUCUCAUGGCGCUGACCUCCCUCGAAUACCCAGAUCUGCAUAUGCGUCUACCUCCUGGGACCAGGGGAUACCACGGGCUGUGGCCCAAGGGUUGCCUUGCGUGUGCAAGGCUGUUCUGGAAGAUGUACCUCUCUGAAGCUUGUCACUGGUGUGUGUGUGAUGUCGUCCGCCACCAGCUGCCUGUCCGAGACAGCGGAGGUGUGCUCGGGAUGAGACUGCCGUGCCUGCACCCCGAGGUCGCGCCACGGGCGGCCCUGCUGCUGCUCUGGCCACCGCAGGCUGCUUUCUGGGCAACGCCCCCGGCAGCAGGUGGGGCUGCCCUCCCGUCCCAUGAGAGCGGGCCCGGGGAACUCCGGAGGAGUCACGGGACCCAGGGAAACCCUUGAUCUUAAGUGCAAUUAUUUUUAAUAAAAGGGGCACUGCAAUCAAGCUUCUGCUGGUCCUUCUGGGAUUCAGGGCGGAAAGGAUGUGUC